AUUUACACUAUGAAUCCAUAUUCUGCAUCCGAUAGCCCUGCUGAAAACAUAUCUAGAGCUAUGGAGUAUGAGUUUUUAACCAUGACUGGAGAAUUCAAAGUUGGAUACUGUGGUUCGGAGAAAGGGAGAAGAAUAUUUAGUAUUCGCAGCAAUGUGCUGCGCGAAGUUACCAAGGAUCAAGUGAGAAGAAACAUAUAUAAAAUUGUGAAAACAUCACAGACAUUGCAUAAGUUUGGAAUUCAGAAGCAUAACACGGAAUUGAUAGUUGAAAUGCAUUGUAAUGAGAACACAACAACAACUAACAAUCAUACUUUCUUUUGGCCAAUGACUAAAGUAGGAACUACUGCGAAGAUUAUUUGCGGUGCAAAUGUAGCAACAAGGCUCUGUUCUUCCUCAACGGCGGUGCUUCUGGAAAUGCCAACAAGCCAAAAUAUGACAUCACCACAGUGUUCACCAUUUACUGGUAUCUGGGAAGAACCAGACAUAUCUCAAUGUUACAAUACAGAAUGGAUCACUCGACAACUAAAGGACAUUAAAUGCCAAGACAUUGAUAAACAAAAUAUCGACACUAUUGCGAAAGAGCUCUUAGGUGUUUCAGAGAAAUCCAUGUAUUUUAAAGAAGAAGAUAUUAAUUUGGUUAUAGCCGUUCAUGAGGAAAUGAUGCCAUUGAUAUCAAAUGUGACCACCAAUGUAACAGUGAAUGAUAUUCUUCUUAGUAUCAACAAUGUGAUAAACACACCAGAGGAAAUUUUGGUUGUGUCAGAACAAGCUAACAAAAGUGUGAACAGAAUGCUGAAUGUUAUAGGAACAAUUCCAGAAAAUGUUUUACUGAAAGAGCAACAACUCACAGUUUUAUAUGACAAUCUUGGCGUUGGUGUUGCCAAAGUGGAGAAGGUUUUCAAUGGUCUUUUCUAUGGAAUUUUAUAUGAAACCAAUGAAACUGAAGCAAAGAAUGUGGUAUAUAACUCAUCAUAUCCAGAUCUAGAAUUGGAAGAUAUAACUCUAAUGGAUUAUAUUUCAUUACCAAAGAAUAUUUUAAACCACCUACAAGCCGAAGAACGGUCAUCCGUUUCAAGGAUCUCAUUUUACUCCAUGCGCGAUGAUAAGCUGUAUACGGUAAUACAAAAAUCUAGGAACGAAAGAAUCUCAAAAAUUAACAGUCAUAUUAUUGCUUCAAAUAUCCCUAACAUCCAAAUAACCAAGCUUGAUGAACCAGUUACCAUUUCAUUCAAUUUAAUACAUGAGAAUGCCACCAACCCACAGUGUGUUUACUGGGAUGAAACCCCUGGGCAGGAUCCUCAUUGGUCAACAAAAGGCUGCAAUGCGUCCAAUUAUGUACCAGGAGAGAAAGUACUUUGUUUCUGCAACCAUCUUACAAGUUUUGCACUAUUAAUGGACGUCUACCAAAAUGAAAGAAAUAUAAAGAAUUCUCAACUCUUAUCUAUUAUAUCAAACACCGGCUGUGGAAUAUCAUUUGUCUUUCUCAUUCUUACAGUAAUAGUCCAUGUUUAUUUCAAGAAGCUGUGGAAAUUAACGACUUCAAAGAUUUUAGUAAACUUGUGCAUUUCUUUGGCUGUCACUAAUUUUAUCUUCCUUAUUGGAAUGCAAGUAUACAUCGCGAAAAUAACGGCUGUUUGUAAGACAGUGGCUGCUCUGUUACACUACUUCCUUUUGACAACUGUCAUAUGGAUGACUGUAGAAGCGGUCCAUGUUUAUCUGUCAGUGGUUGUUGUAUUCAGAACACGUCAGGAAUCUUUUUUGAUGUGGAGUUCGAUUUUGGCUUGGUGUCUUCCAGCAGUCAUUGUCAUAAUCACUCUGGCAAUCAACUACACAAACAAUUACAUAAGAAUUGCCCAAGUCUGUUGGUUGUCCAAGACAUCUUUCUACGCUGCUUUUCUGUCUCCUGUGGCAAUCGUCCUCACCGUCAACCUUACAGUGUUUUUUCUCGUUAUCUGGCGUCUUAUCUCAGUACAAAAUAAGAGGAAAUUUGAACACAAAGCAAGAAAAGUACGUGUUUUGGGCUUCGUUGGUCUCUUUUUCCUCCUUGGAAUAUGCCUGACUUUAGCAUUCUUCGCGUUUGGCGAAGCAGCCGAAGUGUUUAAGUUUCUUUUUGUCAUCUUCAAUACAUUUCAAGGGUCGUUUAUCUUCGUAUUCUACUGUGUAUACAAGAAAGAUACUAGAGAUGUAAUCAGAAAGGAUAUCUAUAAACGAAAGAGAAUGAAUCUGCGGAAUUAUACCACGAGCAGAGGUUCAAGCUCUACUAAUGAAGCAAAUAAAACAGCAAACACGAAGUUAUAAAUGAAAAUCCAAGAAAUGUUUUCAAGAACCGUCUAUGAAUAUAUUUUUCAUCUUCAACUAAAUUUUCUUAUAUUUUUAAAUAAAUUACGUUUGUACUUAUCAAUACAACAGCAUGCAGCCGGGAGACUAUAAUCCACAAUCUUAUUUAAACAAGUUUCACUGCCGGACUAUUGUUUGAAUAUUAUACUCUCGACCUACUUUUUAUGUUAUUUUGAAUUGAAAGUGUUGGAUUGACUUUU
This is a messenger RNA of Octopus sinensis (East Asian common octopus), 2537 nucleotides long. Its product is annotated as adhesion G-protein coupled receptor G6-like. The record is from RefSeq and is a predicted model, not a curated record. Gene Ontology annotation, biological process: adenylate cyclase-activating G protein-coupled receptor signaling pathway; cell surface receptor signaling pathway. The transcript has 16 exons. NCBI's taxonomy places the organism in Eukaryota, Metazoa, Mollusca, Cephalopoda, Octopoda, Octopodidae. Gene Ontology annotation, molecular function: G protein-coupled receptor activity. Bases 10 to 2298 code for a protein of 762 amino acids. Gene Ontology annotation, cellular component: membrane.